This is a messenger RNA of Prionailurus viverrinus (fishing cat), 7030 nucleotides long. RefSeq names its product RIO kinase 1 (gene RIOK1). The transcript has 17 exons. Gene Ontology annotation, biological process: maturation of SSU-rRNA. Gene Ontology annotation, cellular component: preribosome, small subunit precursor; cytosol. NCBI's taxonomy places the organism in Eukaryota, Metazoa, Chordata, Mammalia, Carnivora, Felidae. Bases 225 to 1940 code for a protein of 571 amino acids. The record is from RefSeq and is a predicted model, not a curated record. Gene Ontology annotation, molecular function: ATP binding; protein serine/threonine kinase activity.
CGGGAGUUCCGGUCAGGGCGGUCCUAGCUGUCCUGGUUGUAGGUCCUUAUCUCUCUUAGCACGUGGCGUUCGCUUUUGGCGUUGGAGCUUCUGAGCAGUUUGAUAGGCGGGCAUCUGCCCAGAGGGGGUUGGAUGGGCUGCGUGUAGCGCUGUCUCUGUGCGGUUUCCGUCCCAGCGCGGGGCGGACGGCCUCCAGGGGCGCCGAGGCUCUGCGCGCUUCCGUCAUGGACUACCGGCGGCUGCUGAUGAGUCGGGUGGUUCCCGGGCAGUUCGACGACGCGGAUUCCUCGGACAGUGAAAACAUUGACCUAAGGACCAUCAGAGAGGAAGAUAUUCUGUUUGAAGAUCUGCAGAAGAAUGUGCCUGAGAAGAUGGGUGGAGGUGAUAUGGAAGAGAAGGAGGAGGAGGAGGAAGAGGAGGAGGAGUAUGAUGAAGACGACUGGGAUUGGGAUGAUGGAGUUGGAAAACUCACCAAAGGUUGUAUCUCAAAUGCAAGGAGUAACCCACAGACAAAUCAGCAGACUUCCAACUACAAUUUGGCCAAAAUAUCUACUCCAGCAGACAAGGUCUUACGGAAAUUUGAGAAUAAAAUUAAUCUAGAUAAGCUAAAUGUUACUGAUUCUGUCAUAAAUAAAGUCACCGAGAAGUCUAGACAAAAGGAAGCAGAUAUGUAUCGCAUCAAAGAUAAGGCAGACAGAGCAACUGUGGAACAGGUGUUGGAUCCUAGAACACGAAUGAUACUAUUCAAGAUGUUGACUAGAGGAAUCAUAUCAGAGAUAAAUGGCUGCAUUAGCACGGGAAAAGAAGCUAAUGUGUACCACGCUAGCACAGCAAAUGGAGACAGCAGAGCAAUCAAAAUUUACAAAACUUCUAUUUUGGUGUUCAAAGAUCGGGAUAAGUAUGUAAGCGGGGAGUUCAGAUUUCGUCAUGGCUAUUGUAAAGGAAACCCCAGAAAGAUGGUGAAAACUUGGGCAGAAAAAGAAAUGAGGAACUUAAUCAGGCUAAACACUGCACAGAUCCCAUGCCCAGAACCUAUCCUGCUAAGAAGUCAUGUUCUUGUCAUGGGUUUCAUUGGUAAAGAUGACAUGCCAGCGCCACUGUUGAAAAGCGUCCAGCUCUCAGAAUCCAAGGCUCGGGAGUUGUAUCUGCAGGUCAUCCAACUCGUGAGAAGAAUGUAUCAAGACGCCAGACUCGUCCACGCGGAUCUCAGUGAAUUUAACAUGCUGUACCAUAGCGGAGGUGUGUACAUCAUUGAUGUUUCCCAGUCCGUGGAGCAUGACCACCCACAUGCCUUGGAGUUCUUGAGAAAAGACUGUGCCAAUAUCAACGAUUUCUUUUUGAAGCACAGCGUUGCCGUGAUGACUGUGCGGGAACUCUUUGAAUUUGUCACAGAUCCAUCCAUUACACAUGAGAACAUAGAUGCUUAUCUCUCAAAGGCCAUGGAAAUAGCAUCUCAAAGGACCAAGGAAGAAAGGUCCAGCCAAGAUCAUGUGGAUGAAGAGGUGUUUAAGCGAGCAUACAUUCCUAGAACCUUGAACGAAGUAAAAAAUUACGAGAGGGAUGUGGAUAUAAUGAUGAAAUUGAAGGAAGAGGAUAUGGCCAUGAAUGCCCAACAAGACAAUAUUCUGUACCAAACUGUUACGGGAAUGAAGAAAGAUUUGUCAGGAGUUCAGAAGGUUCCUGCACUUCUGGAAGAUCAAGUUAAGGAAAAGGCUUGUUCUGAUUCAGAUGAUGCUGGAAGCUCUGAGUGUUCUGACACAGACUCUGAAGAGCAGGGAGACCAGGCCUGCUCCAGGAAACCCACUGCUGACCCUGAAAUUGAUAAAAAGGAAAGAAAAAAGAUGGUCAAGGAAGCCCAGAGAGAGAAAAGAAAAAACAAAAUUCCAAAACAUGUGAAAAAAAGAAAGGAGAAGACUGCCAGGAUGAAAAAGGGCAAAUAGAAUCAGAACGCCACAACAUAAGAGUAAUUUACCAUCUGUCACUUUUCUCACCCACGCUGUGAGCUAUGAGCUGCGUCUUGAGGACGUGCUACUGAUUUUAACUGAGGUUAUCACGGCAGUGUCGUGAAGACGGAGUUACGUGUUCUCAUCUAAUUAUGUAAAAAGCUCUAAGCUCUCUUAUCUAGACCCAGUCACUGCCUCUGUGUGGUAUUGACAGAGGAUUUAUUUAAGCAACUAUAUGAAGAACUUUGUACAAUUUUAUUUUUAUAUGUAUUUUUUUCUCCUGCAGUGUGUUUUUUGAGGCAUCAUAAAUGUUACAAUGUAAUGAGCACUAAUCGUCUUUAAGUGUAAAGGCACUUUGGACAGACUUGGCAGAUUGUAUUUGCUUUGUUUGUACAUGCCAGAGACCCAUCUGAAAUCAUUUGAUCACAGGGCCACGGUUUCUGUAGAAGGGAGUUUCCCUUCGAAGAGAAUUCACAUGGCUGUUGACAUAAUCAUUCACUGCAACUGUUAACGACCGUGAGGUAUGCAUUGAUGCUCAUUUGUGAUGCACUUAUGCAUCAUCUCUGAUACUCUUUUGAGUUCAGACAUCCCAGUUCGUAAGCUGUUUCACACUCUGCUGUUUGGCCUGUUCAUUCACUCAUCAAAUAUUUGAGUGGCUCAGGUGCUAGGGAUACAGAAGUAAACAAAACCAAAACAUUACUACCUUCAGGUAGUUUACAUUUUGAAAGGAAAACAUUAAACAAGUAAAUAAAAAACAGUGUCUGAGUAGGUGGUGAAUUCUGUGGAGAGAAAGGAUGCAGAAAAGAGAGAACUCCUGGGGAGGAAGGAGGCUGCCAUUGUCAAACAGUCCACACUAAGCAGCUACCUUUGAGCAAAUACUUUAAGAAUGUGAGUCGUGUGCAUAUUCAGAGAGAAGGGUAUUCCAGGCACAACAGGUGGGAAGGCCUUGAGACAGAAGUGUGCCUGAAAGUUCUAGAAACAAGAGACUCCCAUAACUGAGAAAGAGGAGAUCUGAUGGUGCCAGGCUAUUAGAAGGUUUUGAGCAGAGGAAGGAUAUGAUCUGACUUGGGUUUUGGGAGGAUCUUGAUCUCUCUAGCCUCUGUGGAGUCCUGAGUAGGAAGCAAGGGUGGGAGACCAGUGGGUGGUUACGGUGGUAGCCCACGUGAGCGAUGGUGAUGACUCGGUCUAGGAUGGUAGCAGUGGACUUGGAGAGAGAAGUGGGAUUCUGGGUGUAACACAAAGUGGAGCAACCCUGAUGUGCUGAGGGGAGUAUGUAUCAGGCGUGUGACAGACAGUGAGGGAUGACUUCAGGAUUUGUGACCCAAGCAACUGAGAGACUGUUAGAGUUGCCACUUCCUGUGUUGGGAAGGAAUGUGGCUGGAGCAGGUUUUGGGGGUAAGAGAUGAGAUAAAAGCUUACAUUGCAACAAAGCACAAAGGUCAAAAGAAAUUAAUUUUUAACUUUUUACUAUAUACUUUAUGUUAGAAAUGUCUGUUUUAGCCCUUGCAUCAGAAACAGUUGCUACAAAUAAGCUUAGUUUACCUUAAACUGAAGCUUGCACCUGCUUGUUUGAAGGUUGGUGGGCUAGUGGGGGUGGUCAACUAAGCUUUUAAAAUAUUAGAUCAUAUUUAUUAUGUUCAUACGAUCUUCUCCCUGACUUCAAAAAGUUCAAAAUGCAAAAUGUAAUUCAGUGAAAUACAACAGCCCCUCUAAAAUAUUCUACAAUUAACCAAAGGGAAACCAGAAACAGACUUAACAAUUCUAUACACCUUUGAGGGUUUUAUCUUCAGGAUCUUCCUUAUGUUGUAUUUGUUUGGUCUUACUCUCUGACAGGGUGUAUUUGAAGGGGCCAAGUUUCUCAGUGCUAUCUUUUGGUGAAUCUAAUGUAAUUAUGAAGUUUGGAAUCAAUUUCUCUUGGGCAGAAGUAGUGUCAGCAAGAUACAGGGACAAUUCCUUCUCAUUUGCAUUGCUUCCAGGAGGAAGUGGCUUGUAAAAUACCAAAAUUUGGGACUAUAGGGAGAUUCUAGGGGGUGUCUGGGUAGCUUGGUUAAGCAUGAGGGUCGUGAGUUCAAGCCCCAAUUUGGGCCCCGCGCUGGGCAUGGAACCUACUUUAAACAAGGGGGGGAGUAGAUUCUAAUUUGAGGAACAUUUUUCUAAUAACUGUCUUGCUGAUAGGCUGUUUCCCUGUUUGGAUUUGUGGGCCACUGGUAAUAUUCCUGGCAAACUUGUCUGAAACUGUAUGUCCCCAUUCCUGUCUUUCUCACCAGAAGGCUUAGAAGGAGUCUCUUCUUAGGCAGACUUCUAGAGCUAUUUGCUGACUUCAGUUGCAAUUGAAUUUUGAGUGCCUGACAGGUUUUAAGUGCCCAUGGAUUAUUGGUUGUACAGUUACUUUCCAUCUGGAGGGAUGAGGUUUGGGUCUUUGACUCAAAGGCUGGUACAUAAUUUUGUCAAUUGUACGUGUAUCUGAUUUCCUGUCAUAUUUUGUUGAUACUUAAUCCUUUCAAAUAAUGUACUUUCUAAAAGUGUACUGUGAGAAAUUUGGAUAAUUUCUUUGAAGCACAAAGUCACAGCUAUCUCCAGGGCUACUCUAGGUGUCAUCCUUCCUGUGAUGAAGCAGUUUGGGACCAGAACUUGCACAGGCCCAGAUGCUCCAGCAUUUGAGCACGGCCUUGCAGCAAAAAGACAGGAACUAUGGUGGCACUAUUUGUCUCAGUCUGACAAGUAGGAAACCCAGGUUUCUGUGCUGGCAUCAGAUUUCCUUCAGUUUUCUCUCUCCUUGAUGAAGAUGGACUCAAGAGGUUGGAAAACGUUUUGGUUUGGUACAAAGGGUUGUUUCAGAUGGUCUCUCCUUUUCAAGAAUGUUCUGUUGAAUUCAGUGUGAGCAGCUUGCUGUUUCUUGGUAGUGGGCCUAUCCUGUUUUGUGGCUGUGAUCUCAUUAGUCUUUUGGAUUGGCAAAUGAAGAGUUGAAAAGUUCUAAAACCUGGUAAAAGAAAAAAUUCGGUUUAAGGACAUCUCAAACGUCAUGGGCUCCAAAGGAGGACAUUAAAAUCUUUUUGUUUUCAAAAGCUUGACAGGUUUUCUAAUUUUUAGUUGUUUAUACACACAGUAAGUAGAGACCAUGCCCGUUCAGAGUUCUACCUUGACUUCUGGGGGUUACUUUGUCAUGGUGAAAGAGUUGCACUGAUCAGCAUCUCCUCAAAGUAUAGUUUCCCAGGAAGAUGUUUUAUGAGCACAUCAGAUGGACACAGCUUUCAACCAUGGGUAAUCAUUAAGCAAGAGCUCUUUAUGCUGUGUUUUGAAUCGGAUUAAGUUGUCACAGUCCCUACAUUUUGGUUGCAGUUUUUAACUUCUGUAGCCUUUGGGUUUGUGUUGCCUUAGACAUAAAGACUUUUGUAAAUGCCCCAGGGCAAAUUGGAAUGCUGGGUAUCAAAUCAUCUAAGCUAGUUUCCGAAGGAGAAGAUGCCUUUCUUGCACCUGUGUUCUCCAUGCAUCUUGGUUCCAGUUGAUAGUGUUAUGGAAACCUCUGGACUUGAAUUUGAGGAACCAAGACCUGAAUUGGUGGAAUUCUUGACUUUGGUUUUCAGCUUUCCUUCAUCUUCUGUGUCACUGCACAUCGUGCUUUGAGUGCUGGCAGGCCAUGAGUGUGAGAAGGUAGCUGUCCUACAGCUAGAGUGACCACACAGCCACAUAAUCUUUGUCCUCAUUCCCCCUCCCGCCACCCAGAACGGUAAGGGGGUCAUCUAGUGUGUGAACAGAGCUACUUGUAGCUCUCUGAGACUCUUCCAUGUCUCAUGAGUGCUACUUAGUAGUUUUUGUUUGUUUGUUUAGUAGUAGUUUUGUUUAAAGGCUGAUCAACCUCAUCCUCUUUGGAUGAGAUUUUUAACCUGUGUAACCACUAUAUGUGACCAUCAUGGGGUUCUAGAUUUGUCGUUGAAAAAGUGGUAGGUCCUUGGGGCCAAAGAAUUGUUGGAGUCACGAUACUACUAGAGUGCAGAAGUUGGAAAAACAGAGGAGGCCAGAGAAAGGUAUGUUUAAGGUCAUACUAAUGGAAAGUUGCCCUUGGACAUAUCUGCGGUGCAGCCAUGGGUGGGAGUGGCCACGGGAGGGUAACAGACAAAAGCAUUGAAGGCUGGAAGGCCAAGGAACUGAGGCUAGGGCAUGGCAGGGCCAUCUGUGUUAGGACAGGCCUAGUUUUAGAGUGUCUGUAGGAGCCCUCCUUCAGUCUUCAGGGAGAGAAGGGAAGUGAGCCAGGGAGGGCGUGGCACCGAUGCUUGCCACUUGGAGGGGAAGUGAGCAGUGUCUGAUGACAUGAAACUAAGGGUGGCAGGUCGAGCAGUGCCCCCAGGAGAGCCAGAGUUUAAAUGCAGUAAGUAAAAGGGAACCCUCAGAGGAGAUGCUGAGGACACAAGGCUCUUGGUGUCUGACAACGAGUUCUGAAAGGCCCCGUGGGAGUGUUUCAGGACUUAGAAAGGGAAGGGAUCUAUUUGAGCUCAGGUGCAGGCCAAGCCUUGGUGGUGUUGGCGGCUUCAGGUUCUCAGAACCUGAUGCCAUGAAGUAGACAGAUGCGGCGACCUUUGUGGAGAUAGUAGUGGGGCCCACCUCACAGAGUUCCUGUGAAGGAUGCUGAGGAGAGCUUGGUGAGGGGUGGAUCAGGCCUUCAAUGCCUAGACCCAUUGCUCAGUCACUGAAAGUGGAACAGCCAGACACGUGGGCGCUCCUGUUGUGGAGUAGGAAGAAGCGCAACACAGCCACCUGUGAAGUAUCUUGCCUCCUACAGAAGCCACUGAGCCUGAAUCCAGGUAGUCUCCAGAUGUGGUCAGCGGUUAUAGGAAAUACACAGCACACAGGGGCUGGAUUAACUGAGGCUGGGAGGAAUCAGUCAUCCAAAUCCAGAGUCAGAAUAUCUGUCAGGGAAAAAGGAAGAAGAACUGUUGCAAAAAGUGAAAGAAAUCUAAGAGGCAUGCAUGCCAAUGCUGGGGACGUCGUUUGGAUCCUGAUUAGACCAAAUCAAUUGUAAGAAGAUGGGCUUUUUUUGUUUGUUUGUUAGGCAAACAGAAUAAAUUUAAAAUGGAGUAGGUAUUCGAUGA